This is a messenger RNA of Eucalyptus grandis, 1978 nucleotides long. RefSeq lists its product as uncharacterized. The transcript is spliced from 4 exons. Lineage: Eukaryota; Viridiplantae; Streptophyta; Magnoliopsida; Myrtales; Myrtaceae. The record is from RefSeq and is a predicted model, not a curated record. Bases 1324 to 1755 code for a protein of 143 amino acids.
CUUGGAAGCUAUUUGAUGCGUGACCACGAAUUGUUCCCUUGUGUUCAAACCUUAAACGAAUUGAGGAAAGGUGUGCUUCUUAGUGGGAUUUGCAAAUGUUAUGGAGAAGUCAUAAAUGAGGGAGCCACCGCAAUUCCGAGAUUACCAGUGUGGCAGCACUGGCUAAAGCGGUGGCACCAGAAUAUCUCAUCUCAGCGACGAUGCCUUCAAUCAUAGCAAUCUUUGAUGCGCACACUGACAAAAAUCAUUCUGUGCAGCAAACAUCGCCUACAGGAGUAACUGAGAGAAUGCAGCAUUCGCUGUACCAGUAGAGAAGGAGCACCCUUUUGCUUAGACUUGAGACUUGAGAAUUGCACUCACUUACAAAAGAUUGGUAAGAAAAAGAGAGCACCUUCCCUUGGGGCUGCCUUCAGUUAUAGAACUGUGCAUUCUGAAGCAAUAUUGGCAUUGUUUCUGCCACCAAAGUGAGUUAUGUGUCAUAUGCUACUCGCCGCCUCAGAAGAACUUUCAUCAGGUAGUGUUGGCUCUUCCUUGUACGUGGAACCUUUCGUAGAACCUAGCGAUCAUAAAAGAAGAGCUUUGCACAAGCCAAGCAUCAAUUUAAGAAAAUCUUCCAAAUUCUUCCAAUGUACAAACUCCAAAACAUUUCCAAUCUGCUGUGCUACUUUGAGCUGAGAAAGCAACUUGGGAUCCAUAUCCGGAGCCGAUGCCAGAGCCACGCACAGCUCAACAUCAUUCACAUUUGCACAGGACAGAUCACCUAGUGAAAAUCUGAAGCAGUGGCUGACUGUCUUUGGGUGUAGAAUCUCAGAAAUUUUAGUCAAGUUGAACUCUAUGAGCAUCAGGGAGAGCUUCUGCCCACACAUUGGUAUCGUGGUCCUCAUCCUCAAUCGAGGUUGGGUAAAGAGGGAGAAAUUGCACCUAGGAUAUGGAUUUCAAGUCUGCCAGCUUAAGCUCUAAUUCUGGAGUUUUGAUUAGGAAAAUGAACAACGCAUCAAACGGAAUCUUGAGGGACAGAAAUCUGGCAUCACCAUGUUUGUUGCCCUUAUACAGAAGAUCCCAGACUCGGCAGAAUCCCACGCUUGAAUACGUCAGAGCUUUCAGCUCUGUGAUGGACCUGCAUUUUGAGCCAGCAAUGCAGGUUCUAGGAGGGGAUUGGUGUUGUGCUCUGGUUUUCAUUUUCAAUCCUGAACUGCUCUUGGAUUGUGUUUGUAAUUAGUGUGCUGAAUUAUGCUUCGUGUGAGUGUGAACCAUCUAAGUUUUUCCUGUCCAGUGUUUGGUGAUCAUGUGCAAUUUUGAUUUUGUUGUUCGAUGAAAUGAGUUAUGUGCUUGAGUCUGUGUGUGCUAGAAUGUCACCUUCAAGAAGCACCUGAAGCAGAAGCUGAAGCGCAAGGUCUAUUGCGACGGCUUCCUCUCACUCUGCACCUCCACCAGCAAGAGUUUUGGUUGAGUUUCUGGUGUGAGGUUCACUAUGAUCCCCUCUAUAAAAUACAAGAUGCUCCAAUUACCGAAAAAGAAACACUGGAUAUUUUAGAAGAAGCUGGUCGCUCACGAUGUUGGGACCUGCAGGAAAUGGGAACCAAAUUUAUACCGUCCCUAUACCUUACGUAUAUAGAUUCUGCAUUCCAAAUAGCACAGCUUGCUUUACAAUGCCUCCAAAUGACUCCUAACGAGUGGCCUUCCAGGACUAUAGUUGUGGCAGAACUGGAAUCAGUAGAAGCUGCCGGUGCCAAUAGAAUUCCAUGGGAUGCUUGAAUUCACUUAUCACGUCGUCCUUGCUUCAUGUGAUGUAAAUCAAAGUUUGUUGUUCCAUACUUUUCCAUUUUUCCCAGGAUUAAUCUCGGGCUUUGAAUGUUCAUUUCCAUUGUACCCUGUAGUUACUAGAGUUGUCUUUUCUUGUAAGUUCUUUGGAAUAUCCAUCGGGAUUGCAUUACUGCAUUAUAUCUUCAAAGAAAAUGUACGAUGGUACAUUUCAUCA